UGAUCCCGCAGAUGGCGUUGGUCCAUAAAAAAAUUUAUUUUUUGUAUUCUUGCUCAAUUUUUGGAGAAUAUUUGUAAUCUUUUUAUGAUUAAAACGUAAACGGAAAAUUCUUCAUCUGAAUGAUACGGUCAUUUUUAUAAUGGAUUUAUCCAAUUCAAACACAAUUACCAUGAAACCGUUCAAUAUGCGAUAUGUAUCGUUGGAGAAUUUUCCAUCCAAUGAUCGAAAAUGUUCAAAUCGAGUUGCAGCAAUUAAUCGAUUUCGUGAUGAAUAUCCAAUAAAUUGUCCAUUUAAAUCGAUCAAUUUAUUACGACAAUUUUUGCAGACAAAAAUCAAUCAAGAGAUACGAGACAUUCUUCAGAAAUAUCGUCAAACAUUCCUGGAACCAGUAUUCACCAAUGUCCGUCAAAAUCUGCGAAAUAAUGAAUUGGCCAACGAGUUGGACAUAAAUGCUAUUAUGCAUCAAGUUUUGGAUGAAGCUAAGAAAAUGUUUCCACUUGAUGAAAAUGAUAAAAUGUUGGCCAAAUUACGUCAACAAGAACAGGACAAUGAUUGUGGCAAAGAUAGACAACCGAAUCAUCAUCAUAAUUCUAAUAAUAAUAAUCAACAAACAUCGACUGUACUGAAUAGCAGUGGACGACCACGUGGCCGACCCAAACUAAAUCGUACCGUUUUGAAGACAAAAGCAAAGAGAAAACGUAAUAAAACAAUUAUUUCGAUAAGCAAUGCUAACCAUAAUUUGGUGACAACUGACAAUGACGCCACUGAUAAUUCAACAUUGAAAAAUAAAUUGAUCGAUGAUAAUGAAGGCAAAUGGGACCCUUCACGAUUAUCAACUAAAACAUUGUUUGUGUUGGGCUCAAAGGCAAAUAAAGCAUUGGGAUUCGGUGCAGCUAGAGGUCGGUUAUAUUCAAAACAUGCGAACCUAUUUCGUUAUAUCGGUGAUCAUGAAGACAAAGAAUGGUUACAUAGAAAUCAAUUGAUGCCCACUACUGGUGGCAAAGCAUAUCUACUAGUCAGAGAUGAUAUAAUUGAGCUAUUGAACUCGGAUGAAUAUCGUGAAACACCCGGAGUUGAUAUUGAUGAAAUGGGUGAAGGUUUUACUGUACCACAAUCAAUGAUUGAUAAAAUAUCGACCACAAUGCGUAUGACUGGAAUGAAAAAUCAUUCGAUCAAUCAACAAUCACAUAAAUCAUCAGCUAUAAAUGAUCAAAGAAUUAAAAUUCAUACGGAAUCAAUAUCGGCUGUCAAUACAACUGAAUACGAUAAUUCUGGCCACUUAUUCGACAAUGAUGAUAAUAAUGAUUUUGAUAACAUCAGUGCUGAAGAUGAUGAUGAUGAUGAACAGGAUAAGGAUUUUACAAUUUAGAAUUGAUGAUUAUUGUAAAUUUUAUUUAUUUAUUUUUUUUCAAUUUUUUCCU
Molecule: messenger RNA, 1421 nt
Organism: Dermatophagoides farinae (American house dust mite)
Lineage: Eukaryota; Metazoa; Arthropoda; Arachnida; Sarcoptiformes; Pyroglyphidae
Product: deoxynucleotidyltransferase terminal-interacting protein 1
Cellular component (GO): nucleus
Molecular function (GO): DNA binding; nucleosome binding
Source: RefSeq, a predicted model, not a curated record